Molecule: messenger RNA, 432 nt
Organism: Scylla paramamosain (green mud crab)
Lineage: Eukaryota; Metazoa; Arthropoda; Malacostraca; Decapoda; Portunidae
Exons: 3
Coding region: 1-432 (143 amino acids)
Source: RefSeq, a predicted model, not a curated record
AUGUCCCUGUGUUCCUAUGCCCCUGUGUUCCUAUGCCUCUGUGUUCCUGCCCCUGUGUUCCUGCCCCUGUGUUCCUAUGCCCCUGUGUUCCUAUGCCCCUGUGUUCCUAUGCCUCUGUGUUCCUGCCCCUGUGUUCCUGCCCCCAUGUCACCUCCGCCACACCCUGAUCCACUGGGGACAGGAGAAACAAACCCUAUCCCUGCCAUCCCUCAAGCCCCUGUGCGUGGGAUGGCCCGGGCAGACACCCGCACUGUGAAUCCCGGUCACACCAGCAGCAGUGUAGUGUCCAGGGCAGUAGUGGCGGCAGUGGCGGCGCGGGGGCGGCGUGGCGGCGUGGCGCGGCGGGCCUCCACCUGGGGAUCAAAGCCUCCACUUUUUGCGGUGCCGCAGGAUGAGGAAUCCACACAAAGGCGCACAGCCAAUCGCCGCUAA